CGCGAUAAACAUGUCUUCUAAAUAUCUCCGAAAAUUUCUGAGUUAAAAUCAGAUUUACUGAGUAUCCUAGUGUAGUGUAGCUGUGAUUCCGUGAAGAAGAAGCCACAACAAUAUCUCUCCUACCAGAUGCACAGGAUCUUUCGAGACUAGCACGACGCAUCUUGCAGUAAUCGGCGCUUAAAGUGGACACCCCAUUGUUCCGGUUGAAAACUUUACGACAUCAACGUCCCCAUACCAAGAUCAUAGUAUUAUGCUGGGAUCCAUCUAACAACCGACUAUGAGAACCAGAGGAGUAUCUACUGAACAAGCAGCCGCAAAUGAAGACGAAACUGAGGUGAAUAAAACCGACCUAGAACGACAUGACAGUAAGUCAAAAAGGGGUUUUAAAUCCCGCGAGAAGUCAAACGAGAAGUCAUCAAAACUUGAAAAAUUGAAAAAAAUCAUCUCACCAAAACUGAUUUUAGAGAAGACCCAGAGCGCAGGCGGCGCGAAAUCUACAGCUGGUAAGCAUACUUCUAUUCAACAUAAUUGUGACAGAUGUGAUAUCCCGAAUUCAAAUCUUCUAGGGUGUGAAUUUUGCGAUCUCUGGCUUUGCAACUCUUGUGAAAAUCUCAACAAAAACGAUCUUGCCCUACUCACUGCAUCAACCAACCAAACCCACUGGUACUGUCAUGAAUGUGAACCCCAGGUCAAAUAUAUUCUGGCACAAUCAAAAGCAGGUAUCGUUGAAGUUGCAAAAUCGGUUGCUCAUUCCCUACAAUCCAUCAAAAAAGAUCAAACCCAGGCAAAGAAGAGCCUGGACUCAGUCUCCACCAAAGUGAACCACCUCCAGGGGUUGUACGAGAAUGUAAUCCAAAAAGUUGAAACAUUCAGUGAUUCACUCAAAGAGAUAAAUCUUGGAAAAGGAUCAGUAGAAAAAUCAUUAAAAGAAGUUACCCAGCUUAGCAAAUCCUUUUCAGCAGUAGUACAAAAUUCUGAAAACAAAAUCUAUCCCAA
Messenger RNA from Owenia fusiformis, 996 nucleotides. The record is from the annotation of a GenBank genome assembly. NCBI's taxonomy places the organism in Eukaryota, Metazoa, Annelida, Polychaeta, Sabellida, Oweniidae.